Archocentrus centrarchus (flier cichlid) is the source of this 1612-nucleotide messenger RNA. RefSeq names its product galectin-3. Bases 61 to 1122 code for a protein of 353 amino acids. Gene Ontology annotation, molecular function: laminin binding; IgE binding; disaccharide binding. Gene Ontology annotation, cellular component: cytoplasm; immunological synapse; nucleus. The record is from RefSeq and is a predicted model, not a curated record. Gene Ontology annotation, biological process: positive regulation of calcium ion import; positive chemotaxis; monocyte chemotaxis. NCBI's taxonomy places the organism in Eukaryota, Metazoa, Chordata, Actinopteri, Cichliformes, Cichlidae. The transcript is spliced from 6 exons.
ACAAUAUUCUAGCUGUCUGCUCCUGUGCGCACGUGAGGACUAGCGACAAGUUAAGGCAGCAUGGAUUUGGUGUCCUCCAUCCUGUCCACCCUCUCCCUCCCACGUAUUUCCAUCCUGGCUCCUGACCCUUCUCUUUCUCCAUCUUCCCCCUCUCCUCCUCCUCCGUCUCAGCAUUCUGAUGCUCUGUGUGGCAGCUGCCCGUCCUCUGGUUCUGCCCCACAGGCUAGCAGCCUUUGGCCCAGCCUGCCACCUUCUGGAGCUGGAUUCCCAGCAUGGCCAGGACAAGCCACUCAACCUGCACCAUGCUGGACUGGCCAGCCAAACACACCCUGCUGGCCUGGGACACAACCAGCUCCAGUCUCUGUCCCUACUCCAAUUUCAGUCCCAGCUCCUGUUCAAGUCAUAACACCACCUCCUGCACCAACCACAACUGUAGUUCCAGCUCCAACUGCAGUGCAGCCCUGUCAGCCUUGCUGGCCAGGCAUCCAGUACCAGCCUCCUCAGCCACCAGCUCCAAUUCAAGCUCAACUGCCAAAUCCAACUCCAGCUCCAGUGCCCGGACCUGCUACCAGCAUCCAUCCAAGUGUACCAGGCUGGCCUGCCCACCCUGGUUGGCCCUAUAACCCGGGACAAUCAGGAUGGCCUGGACAGAAUCCAUCUAUUAUGCCUCCACACUGGCUUCCACCCACAUCUGGACCUCUAAGUGUGCCGUACAACUUGAACCUGGCCCGAGGGGUGUACGACAAAAUGAUGAUGACUAUCUUGGGCCACGUGAAACCAAAUGCUAAAAUGUUCACAGUGAACUUUCUGAGAGGCAACGACAUUGCCUUUCACAUCAACCCCCGCUUCAACGAGGGGGCCAAGCAGGUGGUCGUCCGCAACCACAAACUGGGUGAGCGCUGGGGCGCCGAAGAGAGGGACCUGAAGGGUCCCUUCCCUUUCGCACUUGGGAGCCCUUUUGAGAUGAAGAUCCUGUGCACCCCCGAGGCCUUCAGGGUGGCGGUGAACAACAUCCCACUGUUUGAGUUCCGUCACCGCAUCAGAGAGCUCAACCAGAUUGACAGAAUCAACAUCUUGCAUGAUGUCAUCCUCACAUACAUCAAUGUGGAGACGCUUCCUUAAGAAAUACGCUUUUAGUCACACAGAUGAAUACAUUUAUGAGUGUGUGUGAAUGCAGCAAAGAUGCACAUAAAUGAUGUGGCACGUACUCUUACACUAUUUACAUGAUACACCUUGGGAGAAACUUUUCAGUUAAUCUUUAGCAUUUUGCUUCAAAAUGGAAUAAAUAAGCAUGUUAGUUGUUUGUAUAAUGUAUACGGUAAUGAGCUGAGCUCAUUCUUUAAUAUGCUACAAUAAAGUCAAACUACUUCCUCUGCCACAGUACUAACCACUUAAUGCACAGAGGCAUUUGUUUUUCUGUAUAGAUGCUACUGCUACUGUUUUUACAGUUGACAAUGACAUACUCUAUAAUAUUAAGCGUGCUACUAACUAAUAUAUAACUGAGAACUAUGUAUGCACAAAUGUUGGAGAAAAAAAACCUGCGGAUCGUGACCUCUAGAUUUUUAUUAACUGUAAAAAUUCUUUAAUAAUAAAUGUAUGAAUGUGAAAUCAA